Messenger RNA from Jaculus jaculus (lesser Egyptian jerboa), 3713 nucleotides. RefSeq names its product nuclear factor of activated T cells 2 interacting protein (gene Nfatc2ip). The record is from RefSeq and is a predicted model, not a curated record. The transcript has 8 exons. The coding region runs from base 1 to 1227 and encodes 408 amino acids. Lineage: Eukaryota; Metazoa; Chordata; Mammalia; Rodentia; Dipodidae. Gene Ontology annotation, molecular function: protein binding. Gene Ontology annotation, biological process: cytokine production; positive regulation of transcription by RNA polymerase II.
AUGGCGGAAGCCGGGAGGGGAGCGGGCCCGAGGCCCCGAGGUGGCCGGCGUUCUCGCGCCCGGCAGGCUUCACCUCGGCGCGUUCGAGACACCGUGUUUGUGGACUUGGUUAGCGACAGCGACGAGGAGAUCCUGGAGGUGGCUACGGCGCGGGUUGCGGCGGACCCAUUAGAGAUCCGGACCUCGGUUGAAGUCCUACCCCCGGCACCCACGGCGCCGGCCGCGCCCCCGCGGGACAGCGAUAGUGACAGCGAAGGGUCAGAGGCUCCGCGAACCCUGGUCAGGCGGCGGCGGCGGCGGCUGCUGCUGGAUCCCGGAGAGGCGCCGGUGGUUCCGGUGUACUCCGGGAAGGUUCAAAGCAGUCUCAAUCUCAUUCCAGAUAAUGCAUCUCUCUUGAAGCUUUACUCUGAAGAGGCUGAAGAUGAGGCAGAUAUGACAGAUUCUAGCUGUCUGCCCCCUGAGGAUUCCCCAUUGCCAGACUCUCCCUGGAAGAAGAAGCUGAGGAAUAAUGAGAAAAAAGAGAAGAAAAAGGGGAAGUUUUCUGAUCAGGAUAUCUCUCCUUUGCCCCAAUCUUCAUCAAGGAGCAAAAGCAGAAAGCAUUCUGAGGCGCUCCAGAAGUUAAGGGAGGUAAACAAACGCCUCCAGAAUCUCCGAUCCUGCCUGAGCCCCAAACAACAGUGCCAGGGACCAGCCCUGCAGAACGAAGAUGAUGAGGUAGUCCUGGUGGAAGGGCCCGUCCUGCAACAUAGCCCUCGGCUCCUGCAGCUCAAGAUCCGGUGCCGGGCUGACUUGAUCAGAUUGCCUGUCAGAAUGUCGGAUCCCCUUCAGAAUGCGGUGGACCACAUGGCUGUUCGUCUUGGGGUGUCACCAAGCAGGAUUCUUUUGUUAUUUGGAGAGACAGAACUGUCCCCUACUGCCACCCCCAGGACCCUAAAGCUUGGAGUAGCUGACAUCAUUGACUGUGUGGUGCUAGCAAGUUCUUCAGAGGCCACAGAGACAUCCCAGCUGCUCCAGCUCCGGGUACAGGGCAAGGAGAAACACCAAAUGUUGGAGAUCACACUGUCUCCAGAUUCUCCUCUUAAGAUCCUCAUGUCGCAGUAUGAGGAGGCUAUGGGACUCUCCGGACACAAGCUCUCCUUCUUUUUUGAUGGGACAAAGCUUUCAGGCAAGGAGCUGCCAGUUGAUCUGGGCAUGGAAUCUGGGGAUCUCAUUGAGGUCUGGGGCUGAAGCUGCUACUCCGUUUGGAUACCCAACCAGGACUUGGAGAGAUUUUUCCUGUUUAUUUUUGCCCCAUAAAGGGCUAGCUGAGUUAGAACUUGUUCGUUUGUUUUUUUCCCAUCCUGAGAAUUUAACCUUGCACAUGCUAAGAACUUAAGUUGAGGCAAAACCAAGGACUGAACUUUGUCUCUGUCUCUGGUCCUGGCUUCAAGCUGUUAACUACUUGGCAGUUGUAUGGUGGCUGCUGCUCAUCUGCAUAGCCUGUGGCUCCGAGCACAUGUCAUGCUGUGUGUUGUAUCCUUUGGGACCCAGAGAAAGGAUUCUCCCACCUUACCAUUUGACCUUCACUAUUGCCUUUUGUUUUAUCAAAAUGUCCUGUGAAAUUCUGCUCCUAUUUACGGGGUGAGUUGAAGUAAUGCGGGUUGUGUGUCGGUGCCAAGCCUGGGAUUUAUUUCACAUUGGGGAGCACAGUGGUUUUAUUCUCUCUCAAGGCUGUGCAUGCAGUUUGCUUGAGGUACUUGGUAUGUAAGAUAAUGAGCAAGGACACAUACCCUGAAGGUUUGAGCACAGGCAGAUGAACACAGUGCUCUUGAAGGAUAACAGUAAAGAAUGGCAUCUCAGCCCUGAGUGUUUCCUUCCAGAACUGCACAUUGGAGCCAUAAGUGAACACACGCAGUCAUUUUGUUGGGAAUCAUAGUUGCACGGUCCCAUGCAAAAGUACUCUGGUUUAUGCCUUUUUCCCAUUCAUACCAUCUUGUUAGUGCCCCAUUUAAUAGUUAUUGUGCAUCUUUGCAUGUGAAUAACCUCAUAAGAUACAGUGUUUUGGGGCUGGGGGAUGUGGCACAGUGGGUAGGGUGCCUGCCUGCUGCCAUGCAAAAAGCCUAGAGUUUCUCCCUCAGCCUUUCAUAAAGCCAGACAUGGUGGUGCAUGCUUGUACUCCGAGCACUUGGGAGGUAGAGGCAGGCCAAUCAGAAUUCCAGGGUUAUCUUUGGCUACAUACUGAGUUUGAGGCCAUCCUGGGCUACCCGAGACACUGUCAUAACAACAAAAAACAAGCAGACAAAAAAAGCAAUGUUUUAUGAGUAAAUAUGCUUUUACUCUACUUACAUGGUGCUGUGCAAUUACCAAGGCCAGCUUGUGCUACCUGAGACCCUGUCUUUAAGAAAUAGGUUAUGUUUUAUAAGUGAAUAUGAUUUUACUGUAUUUGUAUGGUGCUGUGCAAUAGACCUUAUUGGUUUUACUCAGUAUGAGUGAAGAGCUAACCCUGUUGACUCCUAGCUCUGUCAUUACAUUGAUCUGUAGCUGGACUUCACAGUGGCAUCAGAUGAAUUUUACUCACAACGCCUUAAAUAGGGGACACCUGGGUGCCUCCAACUCCUUGGUACUCGAGGCCCAAGCUAACAUACUUCUUCGUGUCCCCUUCUAUGCCAGCGUGGACAGUUUGCUGGCAUACAUAUCCAGGAUGGGAUUAUGUGUUAUACUGAUUUUCUGGCUUUCCUGAUUUUCUUUAGAAUGGGGAUUGUCAAAAAGCCAAACGUGGUGGCGCACGCCUUUAAUCCCAGUACUUGGGAGGCAAGGUAGGAGGAUCACUGUGAGUUCGAGGCCUGCCUGAAACUACAGAGUGAAUUCCAGGUCAGCCUGAGCUAGAGUGAAACCCUACCUCGAAAAAUUUAAAAAAAAAACAACAAAAACGUGGGGGGGGGGAUUGUCCUUCUUGGGUAUAAAGUACCACAGGAUUUAGUGCACAUUUAUCUGGUCACCAUUAGUGUUGGGAAUUUUUCUCAUAUACCUGUCUACCUUUCUGGAUUUUCUUUCUAUGAACUGCUCAUUUUUCAUGAGGCUUCCUUUUUUUUUUUUUUUUUUAAUUUAUUUUUGAGUUGCUUGUACAUUCCCGGGCAAUUGCAAAUAACCUUCAAAAUAGCACUUUCAUUUAUCUAGGGAGAUCUGUCACAAAAUAAACAUUCCUAAUUUUAAUUAACUUUAGUUAUAAAGUUUGUUGCUUUUAGAAUUCUUAUUUAAAGCUACUUAAGAUGAUUUUACUUUGUUAGCAUACUAGAUUUUCCUUCCAUUGCCUGGUAUGGAGUAUUGAUUGUUCUGAGCUGUUGAACACUGGUUCUCAUGGGUUGCUGGUAGGCUGUACUGAUAUUAAACAUUACACAUCCCUUACAAAUGACCUGAAAUAUUCCUGUGUAUGGGAGAACAAGUUUUAUUAUUUUUAUCAGAUAAUUAGCCAGUUUUCUCAGCUUUGUCUACUAAGAAAAGUUAUUUCUACUGAUAUUUAGUCUAAUUUUCAUGAAAGUAUGUCAACUUAUUAAUUAAAUUUUUUGUGUAAAUGUAUCAGUCUGUUGAAUUUUGUAACACUUAAAUCAUCCAUGGUGUGGUACAACCUUCCAUUUUUUUUAAAUGAUCAUUUAUGUUUAUGUCUAUUAGGAAGUUUGAACAUAUGACUAUUAUGUAUUCAAUCUGAACUGAAUAAAAGACAGCCAUUCAAUUUA